Molecule: messenger RNA, 1989 nt
Organism: Notechis scutatus (mainland tiger snake)
Lineage: Eukaryota; Metazoa; Chordata; Lepidosauria; Squamata; Elapidae
Source: RefSeq, a predicted model, not a curated record
GAGGCGGCGGCGGCGGCGAAGGACCGGCUGGGCCGGGCGGCGAAGGAUGUGGAGGGCCCGCGCGGCGGCGGCGGCUGCCUGCGCUGCCUGUCAGGACCUGGCCAAUGGGACCCCCAGAGCGAGAGGGAAGCUGCCGCUGCAGAAGCUGCAUUUUAUCUCACAAAAAACUCAUCAUUCCGGGGCCCCCAUGUCCAGGUUACCAAGGCUUCGGUCACGGACCUCGGCCCAGCAGUACUCCACCCUCGGUCGCCUUCCCUUGCGCAACUCCAGGCUGCUGCUUGUAAAGUUCGGCCUCCAGCCCUCCAGGAACUUCUGGCUCGCCCGGGUGGCCUCCAGGCUGCUGCGGCUGCGCUACCUCGUGCUGGGCUCUGCGGUGGGGGGUGGCUACACGGCCCAAAAGACCUACACCCAAUGGAAGGACUCCUUGCCGGACCUGAGUGAAUACAAGUGGAUCGUUCCUGACUUCCUUUGGGAAAUCGACGAGUACAUCGACUUCGAGAGGCUGAAGAAGGCCCUCCCGGAUUCCGAAGAGCUGGGCAAGCUCAUGCCCGACUUCCACAAGAUCAGCGAGACCUUCAGCUCCUUCUCCGGUUUCUUCACACCUGGUUACAAUUUGGUUAAUGAAGUCAUAGGAGCUUCUGAUCUACUCUUGUUAGGUUCUUCAGGGGACUCGGCCUUCAGAGCCACCGACCAGGGAGGCGAGAGUGACAAGCAGCACAAGAAGGUUUCUGAUAAAGAAAAGGUUGAUCAGCUCCAGGAAGAAUUACUACGAACGCAGCUGAAAUACCAGCGGAUGCUGGAGCGCCUGGAGAAGGAGAACAAAGAGCUGAGGAAGAUAGUCCUGCAGAAGGACGAGAAGGGCAUUCAUCAGAGGAAGGUGAAGAAAUCUUUGAUUGACAUGUACUCCGAAGUCCUGGAUACUCUGUCAGACUACGAUGCCAGCUACAAUACACACGACCAUUUGCCUCGGGUGGUUGUGGUGGGAGACCAGAGUGCUGGCAAAACCAGCGUGCUGGAAAUGGUGGCUCAGGCCCGGAUCUUCCCCCGGGGCUCCGGAGAAAUGAUGACACGCUCACCGGUCAAGGUGACCCUCAGCGAAGGCCCCCACCACGUGGCCGUGUUCAAGGACAGCUCUCGGGAGUUCGAUUUGAACAAGGAGGAAGACCUGGCGGCCCUGCGGCACGAGAUCGAGAUCCGGAUGAAGAAGAGCGUGGGCAGCGGCUGCACCGUCAGCUCGGAGACCAUCUCGCUCAGCGUCAAGGGUCCUGGCCUGCAGAGGAUGGUGCUGGUCGAUUUGCCCGGGGUCAUCAGUACGGUGACCUCGGGGAUGGCGGCAAACACGAAGGACCUCAUCUUCAGCAUCAGCAAGGCCUACAUGCAGAACCCCAACGCCAUCAUCCUCUGCAUCCAAGAUGGGUCCGUAGAUGCAGAACGCAGCAUCGUCACCGACCUGGUCAGCCAGAUGGACCCCCAGGGCAAGAGGACCAUCUUCGUGCUGACCAAAGUGGACCUGGCGGAGAAGAACGUGGCCAGUCCCAGCAGGAUUCAGCAGAUCAUCGAAGGCAAGCUCUUCCCCAUGAAGGCUCUCGGGUAUUUUGCCGUGGUUACUGGGAAAGGAAACAGCAGUGAAAGCAUCGAAUCUAUUAGGGACUAUGAAGAGGAAUUUUUCCAAAACUCCAAGCUAUUGAAGAACUGCAUGCUGAAACCCCACCAGGUGACCACGCGGAACCUCAGCCUAGCCGUGUCCGACUGUUUUUGGAAAAUGGUGCGGGAGUCUGUGGAGCAGCAGGCGGAUGCUUUCAAAGCAACCCGCUUUAAUCUGGAAACCGAGUGGAAGAACAACUACCCCCGCUUGCGAGAGCUGGACCGGAACGAGCUGUUUGAAAAAGCCAAGAACGAAAUCCUGGACGAAGUCAUAAGCCUGAGCCAGGUGACCCCCAAGCACUGGUACCGUACUUGAUUUCUCCCCUUUGGGGUAGGGACGUAGCC